AUGUCUCCUCAACCUUACAAUUAUACGGGACCCGUGGACUGCAGCAUCGCCGCGGACAAGACGCAAUGCAAAGGAAAAAGCGUCAUUGUAACUGGAGGUUUGUGCAGCGCCAGCAGUGUUUCAUCCAUUGAUUUCUCACUGUCUGAAUGUGGCUUCCUACUGAAAAGCAUCAGCACUGUACUGACCGCUGCCGUUUCAGGGGCUAAUGGACUGGGGGAGGCAUAUGUUCGAGCAUUUGUGGAAGCAGGGGCAUUUGUGACUUUUUGUGACAUAAAUGAGGGGAAAGGACAAGCAGUCGAGGCCGAAUUGACACCCCAAAAUGUUUGCUUUGUCAAGUGUGACACCCGAUCUUGGGAUGAUCAAGUACAAAUGUUCGAGUCAGCCGUGGCCAAAUCCCCCAGCAAAAGUGUGGAUAUCGUCAUUGCAAAUGCUGGAGUUGGUAGAGGAUCUGGAGAUCCGAUGAUGCAAUUGGAAGAUCCUUUCACAACACCCACAAAGCCAAGUACGCACAUCAUCGACAUCAACCUAAUCGGCGCUUUGUACACAUUUAAAUUAGCAGUCCACUAUUUCCGCCGAAGUCCACCAGGUGCUGACAGAGACCGGUGCUUUAUCUUCAUCGGUAGUGUUGCUGGCUUUGUAGACAAUCUGGGAAGUUGGGAAUAUUCCGCUGCCAAAUUUGGUCUUCGGGGUUUCAUGAGGGCGGUGCGGUGGCAUUCAUACCACCAAAGUAUUCGAGUGGCUUAUGUUGCCCCUUAUUACGUCAGGACUGUCAUUCAAUCUGCGGAGACCUAUCAAGGCAUGAAAGACAAAGGUGUUGAAUUCGCAACAGUUGAUAGCUGCGUCGCGGCAAUCAUGAAAAUUUCUUGUGACAAAGAAAUCAAUGGACAUUCAUUCGUUAUCGUCCCCUACUCUGUAGCAAGCGAAGGAUUCAAGGAUGCCGGGGAGGACGACUGGACUGAUGAGAACUACUGGCUGCAGAAAAUGCAGAGAACUGUCGUCAAGGCAAGAGGGGAUGCAUGGAGUUGA
Molecule: messenger RNA, 1026 nt
Organism: Exophiala aquamarina CBS 119918
Lineage: Eukaryota; Fungi; Ascomycota; Eurotiomycetes; Chaetothyriales; Herpotrichiellaceae
Exons: 7
Coding region: 1-1026 (341 amino acids)
Molecular function (GO): oxidoreductase activity
Source: RefSeq, a predicted model, not a curated record